This is a messenger RNA of Macrosiphum euphorbiae (potato aphid), 534 nucleotides long. The record is from the annotation of a GenBank genome assembly. NCBI's taxonomy places the organism in Eukaryota, Metazoa, Arthropoda, Insecta, Hemiptera, Aphididae.
AUGAUGAGUAUUAGUAAACCAAAACCCAUUAAUCCAGAUACUCCUUUGACACUGAUUAAAGACAUUCAAAAUAAUGUAAACAACAUAACUGUUAUGUGCAUAGUAUUAGAAGUAAACCCUGCUGUCCAGCUCAAAGAUAACCAUGAAGUUCGAACAGUGAAAGUAGCUGAUAGUUCAGCAUGCAUCAAUUUUUCCGUCUGGGAUGAACCUGGUUCAUUUUUAUAUCCAGGUGAUAUAAUACGCGUUCACAGAGCUUAUGCAAUUUACUUUAGAAACUGUCUUACUCUGUAUGUUGGUAAGAAUGGUGAAAUUGAAAAAAUUGGUGAUUUUAUCAUGACAUUCAAUGAAUCUAUCAAUAUGAGUGAAAUAAACCUAAAUGCACCUCCACCACAACCACCUCCAGGAUCCAAUGGAAAUGCAAUAAGUAACGCAAGACGGACAGGAGUAGGAAAACAAAAUAUGAAACCAAAUACAUUCAAAGGGAACAAUGGAAAAAGUGGACCUAGAAGUCAAAUGAGACCAGAAAGAAAAUAA